GUCUCAGCCGACACCACGUUGCUCACAGACAGCGGCACGUUCAAACUCCACUGUAUUUACUUAUUUUUUACAACCAAGGAGGAAGAAGUUUUGAAACCACAGCUUAGACAUCUGCCGUCGCAAGUUGUAUUGUUGCUGCCCGACAGAGCCACUGAAAGACAGAGUUAAAGAGGGAAGAGGCCGAGAGAAACAGAGGAAGAAACCAUGUUUUAAGUCAACACGUCAUCAUGGGUCUCACCAUGCAUCCCUACUCUCUGUGUUACCAUAUGAUGGUAUUAAGACGUCAGGAUUCUCCUCUACUGUCUGUGAGUUCUUUAGUAAUUCCACACUGAGCGGGCAUCAUUUCCUCUGCAGUUAGUUGGACAUGAACAAAAGCAUGAUUUCAAACGCAUCAUGUCACCACACCAACUGCAAUGACACUCUCACCGUGAAUGACAAUGGCAAGCCAGUGACGAGCAUCCUCAUGUUUCUGGCCGGCGUGGUGGGAAACCUCUUGGCUCUCUUCAUCCUCGGCGUGCACCAGAAGGAGCAUCGCUCCCGGUCGUCCGUCUUCUGCAUCCUGGUGACCGGCCUGGUUCUCACCGACCUGCUGGGUACCUGCCUCCUCAGCCCGCCUGUGUUCAUCUGCUAUGCCCGCAACAUGACGCUGAUCAAUCUGGGGGGCCAAAGCCUGUGCAACAUCUUUGGCUUUGCCAUGAGUUUCUACGGCCUGGCGCCCACGCUCGUUCUGUGUGCCAUGGCCGUGGAGCGCUGCCUGGCCAUCAGCCACCCUUACUUCUACUCUGUGCACAUUCGCCCCAGCUUUGCAAAAUUCACUCUUGUCUUUAUUUACCUCUUCUCGUUGGCCUUCUGCCUCCUGCCGUACACCGGCUACGGCAAAUUCAGACAGUAUUGUCCUGGGACGUGGUGCUUCAUCGACAUGGACGCCACAGGGGACGAGCAGGCCAACUUGUUGCUGGCCUUCUCUCUGUCCUACUCUUCCCUCAUGGCGCUGCUGAUCUUUGCAGUGUUUGUGUGCAACGGUUCGGUGAUCGUCAGCCUGUGCCAGAUGCACCGGAGCCACAGGAUGCGGCGCGGCUCACUCGGGUCGACGGGGAGGAGGAAGAGGCUGAGCCUGGCCUGGUUCGGACAGGGCGAGGAGGAAAUGGACCAUCUGGUGCUGCUGGCGCUCAUCACUGUCAUCUUUGUGGUCUGCUCGCUUCCGCUCACUAUCGCAGGCUUCAUCAACGCCAUUCACCCAUUUUCCGGCGACACGGAGAACCUCACGGCCUUCCGCUUCUACGCCCUCAACCCCAUCGUGGAUCCAUGGGUCUUCAUCAUCUGCCGCAAGUCUGUGUUUCGCCACCUUUCCUCACUGCUGAGCUGCUGCUUCAGCAAAGGAGCCGUGAAGACAACACACUGCGCUCUGUCGUUACCCCUUGACAAUCACAUACAGCACAACCCCCCAGAUUUGACAGUCUCACAGUCCGCGUACUCCAGUUUACCUCUGUGACCGAAAUCCUCGGCUGGGGGAUUUCAAAUCCGAAAUACAUCGGGGCCGAUUUGGGAAAUGACAUUUUCACAAGGAAGUUCACGGCCGUUACAGUUUCUACAUGAACUAACAUUGGAGAAAAUAUUGCACAAGGUCUUAGAUAUUCCUCGAACAGUUGUAACUGUAGCACUGUAACUUAUCACUAUGGAACACGUCAAACCAUAUCAUGCCUGUGAAUCAUAUACUGUAAAAUCAGACUAUAUGCACUCGGGUAAAACUCUAUGGGUAAAAAAUAUGCAUGCAUACUGUUUUCUUUUUUUCUCUAUCAAUCCGCCUUUUCUUUGGGACACAGCCACGUGACUCCAGGAUGAUGGACUCGUCACAUCGACAGCAUCUUUGAAGCCAACGACACUCGACAUGAAGAUGACCUGCAGCUUAUUUCAGUACCAGUCAUCACGACAUGUUAUUCCAUUUUCGCCGACCAGAGUUAUAAUGUGAGUGUCAUCCAAAAGAGAGACACGUAUUUUAUUAAAGUAAAGUUGUCAGUAUUUUGCAAAGCCACUGAUGUUUUUGUGUACAACAAGAAGGGGUACAAAUCCAGCCAUUAGCAUCCAUUAGUAUGUCUGAGCUGGGCUAAAAGUCUGCAGCAACGCUAGAGGUCCUUUUAAAGUUAUGCUGAUGUUGAGCCAUAGACUGUACGAUGGACGACACGUCUCCACUUCCUCUUUUAUCCAGAAAUGAAGCCAAACUGUCCUUGAUAUGAGCGAUGCCAUCUUUCACAUUUUGGAUCCAGAGUCGAGUAGCAAGGUACCGCCGCUACUGUCUCAGCUAUUUCACCCAUUUUUACUUCAUCAAAUAACCAAUUAAAACCAAACCAACUGCAAAAUUAAACACUUACAACGAAAACAACCUAAAAUAACCAAAUAAUUUUGUACUUUUACUUUUAGUUUGGUCUAUGUCCCAUGUGCUAACAUCGAAGAGGCAGUUUUUAAAAAUCUAUAUUACAGCCAGCCACCAGGUGGCAAUCCAGAUUUGGCUUCACUUUGAGGGAGCUUUGAUGUCGUCCAUUUUUAGUCUAUGUAUCUAACAGGUACGAUGUUGACAAUGUUUAGGAGUAAACAAAGUAUAGAGGAGUGUUGCUCACUGGAGGUACGUCAUGAAUCAAUGGAAUGGAUGCAUGUAAGUCCACUUAAACUGAUGAUGGUGCUCAAUGAAUCGUUAUGAGGUUAGCACAAUAUAUAAAUCACCAUAUCAAUGUACCAGAUCUCUGCACAUUAGAUGUCAAAACAUUUCACUCAAAACCAAGAAUAUCAACCUCACGCAUUAGAUUGAAAAGUCAGGAGGUCACCAAGAGUCAGUACUAAGCAUCGUCUUCUCUGGAACAUGAAUGUCAGUGGCCGUCGAACAGUCUUGACCCAAAGGGCUGAACUGAUGGAGCAACACUGCCAUCCCAAACUCCACUUGUGUGUGUGUAAAAAGUAUUUUUUAUAAAAAACGCAGAACUUGAUCUCACCAAGUCUGGGUUCCAGCUGUGUUACAUUUACAUUGUUCCUGUGAAAGUGAUCUUGGAAAUGGUCCUUUCGCUAAUCACCUCUGAAACAUGGUGCGGGUUGUUUUUUGCUGAAACAGAAUAAAUAAUCAAGAUGUACCCUGACAGACAGCAUUGACCUCCUACUGCCCACAGUUCCACCUGCAACACAGCCUGCCACAAUGAAAAACCAAUAUGAAUACAUGCAGUUAAUUAUAAGGGGCCUCUGUGUAAGAUGGGCCCGUAUCUUUCUAAAUUAUAACCUCUGUCCUUUAGUCCUAAAUUCAGGACUUUUCCAAACUGUGUCUGAGAAUUGAGUUAUUCAGGUUUAAAAGUCCAGCUCAUCAUAUAGUUGUAUUGCAUGAACAUUGGAUUGCACCUCACUGAUUUCUAAGCUACCUGUGAUGAUCGUCUGUGAAUGUUCUUUUAAUAGCCACUUGCUUUCAAGAAAAAAGAAACUGCUGCUGCAAAAUGCACUGAAAAUGAAUCUUUUGUUGUCGUGACCAAUGCCGUGUCUGCAUUUAGAUGUAUGAAUGUAUUUAUGCUUUUUCACCGUGCCGUGAUGUUGUGCAUCCUCAUGAUUGUGCUGGUUUAUUCAGUUGAGUGUAGAGAUAACGGUGACAACAGACGUGGUGUUUUCAGUUUUUCCAGAUGUGUUGCGCUUUAUAGUCUUCGACGCUCAGUCACGUGUGACCCGGCGUAAAUCAGAUACUUAUCACUUGCACAUUUUGUUCUUCGGGCGCAUACAUUUUUGAGAUUUGUAUCCAUUGUAAUAAAGAAAUACAUUUUAUUGUAAA
This is a messenger RNA of Hippoglossus stenolepis (Pacific halibut), 3796 nucleotides long. RefSeq names its product prostaglandin I2 receptor (gene ptgir). Gene Ontology annotation, molecular function: prostacyclin receptor activity. Bases 365 to 1492 code for a protein of 375 amino acids. The transcript has 3 exons. NCBI's taxonomy places the organism in Eukaryota, Metazoa, Chordata, Actinopteri, Pleuronectiformes, Pleuronectidae. Gene Ontology annotation, cellular component: plasma membrane. Gene Ontology annotation, biological process: inflammatory response; positive regulation of cytosolic calcium ion concentration; adenylate cyclase-activating G protein-coupled receptor signaling pathway. The record is from RefSeq and is a predicted model, not a curated record.